CCACCAUGUACACACCGUACACACUUUCGUCCUCUGCGGCUUCAUUUUCAUUUAUGCGAUUCCUUUUUUUCGCUCGACCAUAAAUUUUGUGUUUAAAGUUGUGCCGGUGUGUUUCAUAGUGUCCGAGUGUUAGUCACACCAAAUAAAUUCAAAUGGAGACAGCAAGAAAAUUAUAUUUGAAUCGCCAACGUGCAGCACACUUUUAGCGGUAGAAAAUUUGUGUGAAGAGUUGGUCACAUCAACCGAAUGAACAUGGAUUUAAAACUUAGUGGAUCGCAGAUAAACCUAGCAACGCGAGACAAACGACCAACACCAGCUGUACAAUAUCCAUUCAACCAUCGACCUGGUUCAGCAAAUAAUGUUGCCACAACAAUAAACCGGUCAUCAUUAGCAUUAAGAGGUCGACCCAAGCGGCCACAGUCAGCUGACACAUUUAUAUUGAAAAGCAAUUUGAAAGGUGGAUACAGUUUUCUCGGUGAAAAUUGUGGCGAAAAGUCAAAGUUGAAACGACCCCUUUCCUCGUCUUCGAACCUACUUAACAUUCUCCUAUCAGAGCAAAUAAAGCGAUCAUGGAGCACACCCGAACCUGAUUUGAAUUCUGACUGCAGUUUGGGAGGCAAAAUUAGAACAAGAAGUAGCUCGCAAAUGGAUUUACAUAGUGAUGGUGGAGAGGGUAGCAGUAUUGAAGAGGAUAUAAGCAUUAACAACACUUACAGAAGCAACAGUUUGCCGAAAAAAGUUAAAAAGUCGAAACCUCGGAGUGCAUCCAAUACCUUAAAAAGGGAUAGUAAGCUCGCUCAGUCGGAUUCUGGGAAGAAAUUCGUUACAUUCGGAAACACUCACUUCGUCGAGAAUACUUCGUUGUCCGGACACAGUGCAAAUAGUGGUAGUGACAACCAGGAGAAACCAGAUCUUCCUGGAAGAGUUUCGUUCAGCAAAAGCGACGUAUACGAGAUCGAUUUCAGUGAUUACGAAAACGGUGAUGAAUUGUUGGCAAAUUACUCCAGCUCGGCGAGUAAGGUUUCGUUCAACAAAUUGAUUCGAACUCCCUCCAUCGCCAAGAGUCACGACGACUGUGAUCCGGCGAUGGAUAACUACUGUUGUGCUCUGAAAUGUAACUCAAUGGCAUCCACGGUUGAUGAGUGCGACUUAGCAUCAGCCGAUAAAGGCAUUGCAACGAAAAGUGAAAGUGCAGAUCAUUCCGACAGUAGUGCCGUUAUUGAAGACUAUAAAAAAGAGGUGGAAAGUCUCAAUCGUAGUCGAGAGAUGGAUAUUGCAGAGAAAGAAGAGUCCGACGAUACUGCCAGUAUUACCAAACAAGAAGUGCCAAGAUUACAGUUAACAAAGUAUAGUGACACCGCAAUAACCGCAACAGAACGUACCAACGCUGCUAACAAAUACAAUGAAAAAACAGCUUACAACAACAGUAAAAGCGUGAGCCUAUUGAAUCUGAAACCACUUAACAACAACAACGGUGGCAAUGAGCAACAUACGAAAUCGGCAUCCAAUGAGGUCAUCAACAACUAUCUCAAGGCUACGAACCAGAAUGAUAAUUAUACACCAAGCUCGGCCAAGCAAAAUAAUUUGUCCAAAGCGCCAAAACAGACGAAAGUGAUUAAGAAAGUGAAACAGUCCGUUCCAGACAAAGUGAAACAGAAGUCGAAGCUAGCUGACCAUCAUGACGAAUUUCACAUGGAAAAAGUGGAAAGUUGGAUGUCCAUACACGAGAAACGAUUUUCCGACAGUAAAUGUGACAUUGGUGAAAAUGCUGCGUACAACAACGAAUGGCGCGAGACGCCGAAUUCGAAGACGGAUGACGAGGGAAACUUUAGCUUUGAAGAUCCGAUUGAUGAUGGAUCGAACGGGGAAUCGAAUUACGAUGAAAUUGUGUCGGUGAUAAAAGAGAUUGACGAGGAGAAAAUUAAGGAUUUGGAAGCAAUAGAACAUGCAGGAACGUCACCAUCCUCAACGUUAAAGCUGAAAACAUCGGCAAGAUCAGACACUCCGGAUAAAAUGGCAGAAAUAUUAUCGUACCUGGACAACGUCGAUUCAACAUGCAUCAAAACGAUGCAAGAAACAUUUUCCUACAAAAUUCCCGAUUCAUUUCGCUCGGACAUUGAAUUCGCUGUUGAGCCGGACAUUGUUGGUGACAUGCCCAAAAUAUCCGAUCUGGUCAUUUUACCCAAUCAUCAACUGGCCCGGCGAAUCGUUGCUUUAACAUUACGCGCCAAUGAACUAUCGAAUGCAAUCCAAUUAUCGAAGGAGCAUAUGGUUCAUGUACGGGCUGAUAAACAGAAAGCCAUACGAAUCGAAAAGCAAAACUCACAAGCGCGUAUAGCUGAACAAAAGAAUCAUUUUGAAAGCAUCGUAUCAAGGCAUCAAGGCUUUAUUGAACAGCUUCUCAAGGAUAAAGCCGUGCUGUGCGAAAAAGUGUCGGCACUAACAAGACGUAUUGAAAGUCAAAACCAAGCUUGGGAACAUAAACUACAAACGGAAAUAGUUCGAGUGAAAGAAAGCGCCCUGGCUGGAGAGAAAAUUCGACGAGAACGUUGGGUGCGGGAAAAUACAAAGAAAAUUAAGGAGUUAACGGUUAAAGGACUGGAAGAUGAAAUAAAUAAAAUGACAUGCAAUCACCAAAAGGAAAUAACGGAACUUAAACGGCAACAUCAACAAGAUAUAUUAGAUGCGGUGGAGAAGACCAGACAGAAACAUGAAAUAAUGGAAAUGGGAAUACGGGACACAUAUGCUCAAGAUAGGGAGGCUGCGAUCGAAAAGGAGAGAAGCGCUAUACGGGAAAGGUUUGAAAGACAAAUGGCAUUCGAGCAGAGGACAUUUCAUGAAGAAAAAACGAAAAUGAUGGCAGAGUUUGUGCAUGAAAAGGACCGUAUUUACACGGAGUUUAAAGAGAAGGAACAAGAUUUCGAACGUCGUCGUGAUGAAUACGUUUUUGAUAAGAAUCAAGAAAUUCAUUUUUUGAAGAAAGAACUUCGGGAGAAAAUCUCAUUAAAUGAGAAAAAACAUCAGUCCGACCUUGCAUCGGUUCGUGAACAAUUUGAAUCCGAUUUUCUGAUCUGGCGUCGAGAGCACGAAGCCGCUUUCAAGAUUCGCGAAGUGGAGAAAGAAAAUACCGUGCGAAAUCAAUGCCGAAUCGAGCGAGACAAACAGAUCGACGACAUUAUUGCCAAAGUGGAUUCAGAAGCACUUAAAAAUCAAAACGAAUUUGAAUCGAAAAUAUUACGCUUAAAAGAAAAGUACGAGAAUGACCUGCAAAAUUUGGAACAAACUGAACGAUUGACGCGGGAGAAGUACAACGAAACAAGGACUAGAUUAGCUGAAUGUGAGGCUAAUAAACAGAACAUGCAGUCAACAGUGAAGCAACUUGAGUUGCAACUUUCACAUGCUCAAAAGAUGUGUGACGAGUUUCUUCACGAAAAGGAAAAUAUGAAAGAAAAUGCACGCAAGGAAAUUGAAUUAGAAGUAAGCAACUUGAAAAAGGAACGUGAUAACGAAAUUGAACGAAUUUAUGCUCGAGUACAACAGGCUAUUGAGAAAAAAGAUGCAACUUCCGAUAUGGUGCAAAAGGAAAAUGGCGCAUUAAAGGAACGUUGCAUCAAAUUGGAAGCAAUUAUACGCCAACAACGUAAGGAUUAUUGUACGAAAUAGGAAAGAAAAAUUUCGAAUACAAACUUGUGUAAUGUGUGUGUAAUGCUGUAUAAUGUCGAUACGAACAUUUCUUGUACAAUAAAAAUCGUAUGCACA
Bradysia coprophila is the source of this 3759-nucleotide messenger RNA. RefSeq names its product centrosomal protein dilatory (gene dila). Gene Ontology annotation, biological process: regulation of centrosome duplication; cilium assembly; intraciliary transport involved in cilium assembly. Gene Ontology annotation, cellular component: centriolar satellite. The record is from RefSeq and is a predicted model, not a curated record. Lineage: Eukaryota; Metazoa; Arthropoda; Insecta; Diptera; Sciaridae.